AUGGCGGCGGCUACGACGAGGGUUCUCGGAUCCAAAUCGCCCGACUGCUUCCAGCUCCGGGACCCUAAUUCCUGGGUUUGCUUGACCGAGCUUGCGAGCGAUGUGGUCGUCGAGGUCGGGGACAUCUCCUUUCAUCUCCACAAGUUCCCCUUAAUCAGCCGGAGCACCACGCUGCAGAAGCUCAUCGCCGAGUCCACCACCUCUUCCGACGACCAAGACGGCGGCAAGCCUUGCACCGUGCAGCUCGACGACCUCCCGGGCGGCGCGGCGACCUUCAGGCUCGCCGCCAAGUUCUGCUACGAUAUCCAAUUCGAGCUCAACGCGGCCAACGUCGUCCCCGUGCGCUGCGCGGCCCAGCGCCUGGGCAUGGCCGGCGAGGGCAACCUCGCCGCCCACGCCGAGGCCUUCUUCGUCCGCGACGUGCUAGGCAGCUGGGACGCGGCCGUGCGCGCGCUGCAGGCGUGCGACGACGGCGAUGACGUCGUGCGGCAGCUCGCCGAGGACCUCCUCCUCGCGCCCCAGUGCAUCGAGUCGCUGGCGGCCAAGGCGUGCGCCGACCCGACGCUCUUCGGCUGGCCCAUGGUCGAGAACUACAUGGCGAGGUGCGUCGAUGCCGCGGCGCCGCCCGUGAUGUGGAACGGGAUCAGCACCUACGGGAAGCCGCGGUCGCCGGGCGCCGGGUGGUGGUACAGGCAGGCGUCGUCGCUCCGGCUGCCCCUGUACAAGCGGCUCAUCUCCGAGAUGCGGUCCAGGGGCAUGAGCCCCGAGGGCAUCGCCGGCUCGCUCGCGCACUACGCCAGGCGGCACCUCUCCGGCCUCAACCGGCGCGACGUUGCCGGCGACGUCGGCGCGUCGGACACCACGUCGUCCGAUGACGUGGUCGGCGAGCAGCGUGUGCUGCUGGAGGAGAUCGUGGCGCUGCUCCCCGCGGAGAAGGGCGUCGCGACGACGAGGUUCCUGCUCGGCAUGCUCCGCACGGCGACGGUCCUGCACGCCAGCGCGGCGUGCCGGGACGCUCUGGAGAGGCGGGCCGGCGAGCAGGUGGAAAAGGCGGCGCUGGAGGACCUCCUGAUCCCCAACACCAGCUACUCCACGGACACGCUCUACGACGUGGACUGCAUGCAGCGCAUGCUGGAGCAGUUCCUGCUGUCCAACACGACGGCGUACGCCGAUCCCUUGCCGGAGAUCACGGCGGACGAGGCCCCGCCCGGAGAGCUCAUGCCGGCCAGCACGGUAGCCAAGCUCGUCGACGGGUACCUCGCCGAGGUCGGCACGGACGCCAACCUCAAGUGCUCCCAGUUCCAGCAAAUCGUGGCGCUUGUCCCUGACUACGCCCGGUCCCUCGACGAUGGCCUCUACCGCGCCAUCGACAUCUUCAUCAAGGCGCACCCGUGGCUGACGGAGUCGGAGCGGGAGCAGCUGUGCCGGCUGAUGAACUGCCAGAAGCUGUCGCUGGAGGCGUGCACGCACGCGGCGCAGAACGAGCGACUGCCGCUGCGGGUGGUGGUGCAGGUGCUCUUCUUCGAGCAGCUGCGGCUGCGCACCACGGUGGCCAGCUGGUUCUUCGUCGGCGACAACAGCGCCGCCGUCGCCGACCAGGGGUCCCCAAGGAGCUCCCGCCCGAGGAAGAGCCGGACCGGCGAGGUGGACUUCGGCAUGGGGUCGGAGAACAACGACCACGAAGAGGUCGAGGUGUACACGCCCGGGAGCAGCAGCGAGCCGGCGUCGGCGAUGAGCGUGCACGAGAUCCGGCAGAGGGUGGUGGGCCUGGAGGGGGAGUGCUCCAGCAUGCGGCAGGAGAUGCACCGGCUAGGGAAGCCCAAGGGAGCGCUCAGUAGGCUGUUCCGGAAGCUCGGGCUCAGUGGCGGCGGCAGGACGUCGUCGUCACGGCAGCAGCAGCCACGAUUGCCAAGCUCCGGCGACGAGAAGCGCAGCAGGUUCUUGGAUUUGGGGUGUUAG
Molecule: messenger RNA, 1959 nt
Organism: Triticum turgidum subsp. durum (durum wheat)
Lineage: Eukaryota; Viridiplantae; Streptophyta; Magnoliopsida; Poales; Poaceae
Source: the annotation of a GenBank genome assembly